AUGCCGUCCGUGGUUCCCAACGUGGGGGGGUCGUUGACGGGCAUCUUGUGCCUGGUGGUCACCGUGUGGGUGGUGCGCAUCUGGCGGAAGAGGAAGGCCGCCACCGUCGCAACGGAGGACGGCGCCGAGAGGCAGAAGUUCGGGAAGCUUUCCGCGAGCACGUUGGUGAUGCUGAUAGAGGACGACCCCGUUCCACAUCUUGUGGUGGACGUUAGGGGACCAGAAGAGAGAACUGCGCUCCCUGAGGUGCUGGGAAGAGCGUCUGGCGGCCUCCUGCGGGCGCAGGUGUGCGAGCUCCGCGGUCUGUUUCAAAGGAGGAGCUCGAGCGAUCUGACCCAAAAGAACUUCACAGAAGUUCUGCCUGGGAAGAAAGCGCCGCGGCGGGACGACCUUGUGGUGUUUGUCUGCGAGACGGGAGAGGAUAGCGUGAAGGCGGUGGAGGAAAUGGAAGCCAUGGGCUAUAGCUGUGCUGUCUAUCUUGAUGGUGGUUUGGCAUCCCUAAGACGACAGACCAUACAGCCUGCCCGCCUGAAGUACAUCAGCAGACAUGCGGUGGCAGUCCUGUUGAAUUUUGUUGAGACACCUCCACCCCUUGAUGCUCAGUUCAUUGACGUCCGGAGGGCAGACGAGCAUACAAUAUUUGGGACCAUCGAAGGCAGCAAGUUUCUCAAUGUGAACGAGCUUCCGAAGGCCCUCAGGCUUGAUUUCAAUGAGUUCAAGAGCAAGUAUGGCUUUCCCAAGCCCAAACGAGAUGACGUGAUUGUCCUAAACUGCAGGACAAACAGGCGGGCAAAGUGGGGUGCUGCCUUGUGUGGCGAAGCUGGCUUGCAGAGGGCAUAUGUGCAUCGGCAGGGUGUCCAUGGUUGGCAUUUCCAUCCUGGUGUGAAGAUGUACGAUUCAUACUAUCAAGGGGACGAGAUUCCUAAACCCAGACCAUUCCAAAUUGAGCGACCGGAUGUUGAUGCUGCCUGGCGCGAACUUGAGGACCUUGGCUUUGGGAGGCGGCCGACAUUGCCAGUGCCGUCCUUCACCAGCACAGCCACCAGUUCCCCAUUUGCUGGCCCUGACGUCGACCAUGGACAUCGUGUUGCAGCUGCCGCCCAAGCUUAG
Messenger RNA from Ostreobium quekettii, 1110 nucleotides. NCBI's taxonomy places the organism in Eukaryota, Viridiplantae, Chlorophyta, Ulvophyceae, Bryopsidales, Ostreobiaceae. The record is from the annotation of a GenBank genome assembly.